AUGGCCGCAGAUAACAUCCCAGACGCGGCUACAAAGGACGCCUCCAGCACGCCCCGCGUGGAGGUGAAUGGAAAAGGCGAGGAGACUGUGGAGGAGACGGACACGGCGCAAGGGGCUCCCUCUUCCAAGGAAGAUCCUUCCAAGGAGCCUCCUGGCAAAGAGCAAUCAGAGGGCUCUUCCAAGGAUGGUCCCCCUGCUGCGGAGGAUUCUUCUAAGGAGCAGUCCUCCAGCAAGGAGAACUCCUUUGCCAAAGAGGGCUCCGUUGCAGCAGACGGGUCCUCUGUGAAGGAGGGAUCUUGCAACACGCAGGAAGCUUCCGCGCAGCAGGAACAGCCUACGAAGGAGGAGUCCUCUGCCAGAGAAGAUCCAUCCACGAAGCUUGCUUCGGAGACUCAG
This is a messenger RNA of Symbiodinium necroappetens, 396 nucleotides long. The record is from the annotation of a GenBank genome assembly. NCBI's taxonomy places the organism in Eukaryota, Dinophyceae, Suessiales, Symbiodiniaceae.